GUGUGGGAGGAGCUUAAGGCAGAUGUUGUGAGGAACUACCAAGGUUCAAGCAGAAGUUCGUAGCACGUUUUUGAGGCAGUGCUGCUACCUGCUUCAGUCGCACGGGUGAGACAUAACCAGAUUGUCCCCCUGGAGAAGCAGACCUUGGUUUCAGUAGCUGUGUGAAGCACGAAUAACUGACGUGACCAAACGGCAACCAAGCGUCCCUCUUUCUUCUUGUUACGUUGAAAUCCCUCCUCUCACCUUGCCCUUGAUUUAAUUUCUCUACUCCUUCCCCGAGUGUCACUUAUUCCUCUUUGCCUUCUGUCUGAGUAAUUUCUGAGGAGUAACCUCAUUAAAAAUGGUUGCCGACGGGGACGUGGCAUCUCAGGGAAGCGGCAUGCGACUGAAGCAGGAGAUCUCCCUCCUCCAUGGUGUCUGUCUUAUUGUGGGAAAUAUGAUCGGCUCCGGGAUCUUUGUCUCACCUAAAGGAGUUCUCAUGUAUACCGGCUCUUUUGGCCUGUCUCUGAUCGUGUGGGCCAUUGGAGGCGUAUUCUCUGUGUUUGGAGCAUUGUGUUAUGCUGAACUUGGGACUACUAUCCGUAAAUCUGGAGCUUCCUAUGCCUACAUCCUUGAAGCCUUUGGAGGCUUUUUGGCUUUUAUCCGAUUGUGGACGUCCCUGAUGAUAGUCGAGCCAGCCUGUCAGGCAGUGAUAGCCUUGACUUUCUCCAGCUAUCUGGUUCAGCCCUUCUACCCCACCUGUUCAGCCCCUUAUCAUGCGGUGCGCCUCAUUGCUGCUGCCAUUAUAUGUUUGCUGACUGCUGUUAAUUGUUUGAAAGUGAAAUGGGGUGCGAUUCUCCAGGUAAUCUCCACCGUGGCCAAAGUCUUGGCGCUCAUCGUCAUCAUCAUCACCGGCCUGGUAAAGCUGGCACAAGGUUUCGACCAGAACUUUGAGAAUUCGUUCAAAGGCUCCAAGCUGGACCCUGGUUAUAUGGCUCUGGCUCUUUACUCAGCACUUUACUCCUACUCGGGCUGGGAUACACUCAACUUCAUUACAGAGGAAAUAAAGAAUCCAGAAAGGAACCUGCCUCUGUCCAUUGCCAUUUCCAUGCCCAUUGUCACAGUGAUCUACAUAAUGACCAAUAUAGCUUACUACGUUGUCAUGGAUGCAGACACAGUGCUCAGCAGUGAAGCUGUUGCUGUGACAUUUGCUGACGAGGUUCUCGGCUGGGCUCGAUGGUUGAUCCCCAUUUCUGUAGCUAUUUCCUGUUACGGCGGUUUGAACUCCUCAAUCAUUGCUGCCUCAAGGCUUUUUUUUGUUGGUUCCAGAGAAGGCCAUCUGCCCAACGUCCUGUGCAUGAUCCAUGUGAAGCGUUACACGCCGAUCCCUGCUCUGUUUUUUAAUGGAGCCAUGUCUCUGUUUUACCUGUCUGUCCCUGACGUCUUCCAAUUGAUCAACUACUUCAGCUUUAACUAUUGGUUGUUCAUUGGCCUGUCAAUAGCCAGCCAGAUUUACCUGCGGAUCAAAGCUCCCGACAUGCACCGACCGGUUAAGCUGUCUUUGUUCUUCCCUAUCGUCUACUGCUUGUGCAGCAUAUUCCUGGUGAUUGUGCCUCUCUACAGCGACACCCUCAACUCAUUAGUUGGAAUAGGAGUGGCUCUGUCCGGCGCUCCAGUCUACUACAUUUGCAUCCACCUGCCGCCCUCUUCUAGGCCGGCCUUUCUCAGCAAACUGCUCGACAAAAUCUGUCUUUUUACUCAAAAACUCUGCUUAUGCUGUGUGGCCUCUCCGGAUAUUGAUCUGGACAACAUAGAACCCGACAAGAUGGAAUGAUUUACCAAAACAUUCCUAACUUAUAGGUGGAAGAGCCACAGGAGGACCACCACAAUUUGGACAAGGAUUCGCUGAGUAAAAAAGAAACAUUUGAGGUCAACAAAGGAGCGAGGAGAAGAUCUUAGUCACACUUUCAACACAACAGCGUUUGGUGGUGCAUUUCCCUUCACUCAUGCCCAGAAACUGCACUCACACAUGCACGGCUCAUUUUCAGCUUCAAAAAGCCCACACAUCAACCAGCAGCAGAAACCUUUGCACAUCUCAUAUUUGAGUUUUACGAAGCUUUAUGUUGUGUUCAUAAACUGAAGGACCUAAUGUGCAGACAUGUGUCGCGUUUAUUUAUUUUAAACUCCGUCGACAAAAAAAUUAGAAUCAAUUAAUGCAGAUUUAUUCUCCUUUUUUCCAAAUAUUUCAUUUGGAAGAAUUUAAGGAGGCUUAGGUUAGUUAAUUAUUAUUACGAUUUAAAUAUGUCUUUGGCACUUUUACAGGUUUUUCUCAUUAAAGCCAAAGAAUAGAUUAGACUUAUUUACAGCUUCCUGAAUGACAAUAAGGACCAUCGAUGAGCUUGAACAUUUUUUUUUGUUUUAAGGGUCUACAUUUUUCAUAAAAACUGUAGGACUGCAAAGCUUGAAGAAGCCAUUUUUAUUGUUCUCGUGAUUGUCUCUGGAUUAAGGAAAUGUGUCUGGAAGGCUCCCCUCAGGAGUCCGUGUCAGAAACGAGUUCUUCUCUGUAACCACACUCCUUUGCGUCAUCCUCCAAAUGAUUAAUUUAUUGUUGCGUUUGAGUCUGGCCCGCUUGCUUUCUUCCAUCCCAGAAUGCGAGCGCCAUCUCCCUGCUCAACGUGAACAUGUAGCUUACGCUGUGGUGACUUAAAGGUGAAAAUGUUACGUUGUUUGUCUUCAAAACUGAAUGUGCCUUUUUGUGAUUGGUCCGAAGCUGCUCCCCGUUUGGACGUUGAAAGCAGUUUUUAAUGUGGAGUGACGUGGGCACAAUCUCAGACACUCGGCUGCACUGUUUGCCAAAUGUUUUUCAGGUUUACAGCACAUGUUGACCUGCUGGUCAGAUUGUCAGACAAUUGUCCGUUUUUGUGUUGGGAAAUGUUCACUUUUAGCACACAUUCUAAUGACACACAUCUUUUUAUGUACCUGCUGGCUUUUUCAGACCAAAGUGUUGUUUCUUCCACGUGUUGUUAACUGAACUUACAAAAACAAUGGAGAUGGAUGUUUCACUGUAAUGUGUUUACUGUUCUGUUGGGUUCCAAACAAACGCUGAAAGUGGUUUUCUGAACAAAUGUCCAAAGUGCUUUUUCCGUUGAACUGUUAUUUAUCUUGUUUUGGACGGAAAAAAACAAAUGUCUUUUCCGUGGGUGAGGUUUUGUUUACACAAACAGGAAAACAAAUGUGAGUGUGUGUGUGUGUGUGUGUAAUUCAAAUAAAGCAGAGAAUAUGGAUUUGAUA
Messenger RNA from Oryzias latipes (Japanese medaka), 3270 nucleotides. RefSeq names its product Y+L amino acid transporter 2-like. Lineage: Eukaryota; Metazoa; Chordata; Actinopteri; Beloniformes; Adrianichthyidae. Gene Ontology annotation, molecular function: basic amino acid transmembrane transporter activity; L-amino acid transmembrane transporter activity. Gene Ontology annotation, cellular component: membrane. Gene Ontology annotation, biological process: amino acid transmembrane transport. The record is from RefSeq and is a predicted model, not a curated record.